UUAAUUAUAGUAUUAUAGCCCAUCACCAAAUCAAAUUGUAAAAACACUGUCUUUUCGUAAUUUCAAAAAAGUAGGAAAUUAUUUCGUGAACGAAGGGAGUAGUUCCCAACCAGAAGUUUUUAAUUUUCUUUUUUGGUAUAAUUUUUUGAAGGUAUGGCUGGUAUGACUGCAUAUGUGGGAUUUUACGAGAUUUGCUCUCCGAAAGAGGGCGAAAUCGUCUUUGUAUCUGCUGCAUCAGGAGCUGUUGGUCAGCUUGUUGGCCAAUUUGCUAAGCUAUUUGGGUGCUAUGUCGUUGGAAGCGCAGGCUCACAAGAUAAGGUGAAUCUUCUGAAGAACAAAUUUGGAUUUGAUGAUGCAUUCAACUAUAAAGAAGAACCUGACAUUGAUGCAGCCAUAAAGAGGUACUUCCCCGAUGGGAUCGACAUAUACUUUGAGAACGUCGGAGGCAAAAUGCUCGAAGCGGUGCUCCCCAACAUGAGAUCCCGCGGCCGCAUUGCUGGCUGCAGGAUGAUAUCGCAGUACAACCUCGAGAAGCAAGACGCCACGCGCAACUUGAUAUAUUUGAUUCUAAAGCAAAUCCGGAUGCAAGGAUUUUUGGUUUUCGACUACUUCCACCUCUAUCCCAAGUAUUUGGAGAUGGUUUUACCGCUCCUUCAAGAAGGAAAGUUGGCUUAUGUUGAAGAUAUUGUUGAAGGAAUUGAAGCUGCACCAGCUGCUUUAGUUGGACUCUUUUCAGGUAGAAAUGUGGGGAAGCAGGUUGUAGCUGUCGCUCAAGAUUAACUGACUAAAAAUCAAUUUAGUUCGUAGAUCUCGACUUCGUGGGUGGUCAGGAUUGAUUUUCACACGAAAUAAUGUUGACUUCUUAUACAUAAAUUUAUGUACACAGUGAUGUUUCGUUUGUAUUUAAUUUCAUGGUUUUUGCAUAAUACAAAAAUCUUUUUUAACACGAAUAUUAAAUAGUUAUAUUACAAACAUCAAAUAACAACUUUGCAAUUAUAAAGUGAAGAAAAUGUUUGUAAAAAUGCCUGAAUGA
Molecule: messenger RNA, 1033 nt
Organism: Salvia miltiorrhiza (redroot sage)
Lineage: Eukaryota; Viridiplantae; Streptophyta; Magnoliopsida; Lamiales; Lamiaceae
Product: 2-alkenal reductase (NADP(+)-dependent)-like
Exons: 3
Coding region: 154-780 (208 amino acids)
Molecular function (GO): 2-alkenal reductase [NAD(P)H] activity
Source: RefSeq, a predicted model, not a curated record